Molecule: messenger RNA, 1368 nt
Organism: Amborella trichopoda
Lineage: Eukaryota; Viridiplantae; Streptophyta; Magnoliopsida; Amborellales; Amborellaceae
Gene: BKI1
Product: BRI1 kinase inhibitor 1
Cellular component (GO): plasma membrane
Molecular function (GO): kinase inhibitor activity
Source: RefSeq, a predicted model, not a curated record
GCAGAGGAUGCGUACACCUAGAGACAGACCGUGCAUAGAUGUGAUAUGGGUGGUGUUUUAGAGAGAGAAACGGGUGGUGUUUUAGAGAGAGAAAGUGAAAGUUUGUAGAUGUGGUAUGGGUGGUGAGCCAGAAAGAGAAGAUUAUACUGGAGUCGUUAAUGGCUACCGGACCAAACACACAGAAGGUGGCGAUCUAGAGAGAGAAAAGGAAGAAAACCCAGAAAAAUCCAUGGGGGGUGGUGCCCUAGAGAGAGAAGAAGACAAAGGAGCCGAAAAAACAAUGGUGGGUGGUGUUUUAGAGAGAGAAAAGGAAGCAGACCAAGAAUAUGUCAUGUUGGGUGGUUGUUUAGAGAGAGAAAGGAAAGCAGAGCAAGAAAAAAAAAUGGAGGGUGGCGCUCAAGAGAGAGAAAAUUGUCCAGAAACCAAAUCCAUGGAGUCUUCACCAGCCCAUGAGUUUGAAUUCACCAUCUCCCUGCGCUCGCAGCGAAGCAAAAGCAGCAAAAAGACUACCAGUAACAUAAGCGGUGCGAAUUCUCCUCCUUCACCUCAAGACAUUGCUCCGGCCGAUCGCAUUUUUUACAGAGGCCACAUCCUCCCUCUCCAACUCAUUGAAAACCGGCCUCUUUCUCUCUCUAACAACGCCAUCGUGGACGACAGAGACAGCCUCGAAAACUCUAAUCCAAUCAAUUGGGACCAGAAAAGUUACAGUGAGUAUGAGGACUCGAGACCCAAGUCGAGGGCCUUCUCUUUGUUUGGAGGAAUGGGGAGAAAGAAGUUUAGAGAGAGAGAAGAGGCCCAGAAGAAGAAGAAAAAGAAGGUGGGUUUUAGUGUGAGAGAGAAGAUAGAGAGGUAUGUGAAGAUGGUGAGGCCCCUUUUCGGGAAAGGAGAGAGAAAGUCUGUGUAUGAUGAGAGAGAAAGUUGCAGAAGCUCAUACUCUUAUUCAUUUUCAGGGAAUUUGACUAUGGGGUGUGGAGGAGAGAGAAGAGGAGAGAAAAAGGGAGGUGAGGUUUCCGCCCCAGCUUCUCUGAGGACAACUCCAACUAACAGUGGCCUUCUUUUCCCUUCAUCAAAUGGCAAAGUUCCAAUGAAUUCAUGUUCUUAUUCUUCACAAGAUAGCACCAUGGAAGAGAUUCAGAGCGCCAUACAAGCGGCCAUUGCUCACUGCAAAAAUUCAAUUUCCAUGAAAGAGAACCGCCAUGGAAUCUCAGCUCCUUAAAUUUUCAAAAAAAUAGAGGAAAUUGGUUCCUUUUCCUCUUCUUUUUUUUUUUUUUCUGUUUUUUAUGUAAUUUCGUUUCUUGAGCUCUUGCUGUAUAGAUUAUGUAAUUUUCUUGUUUAGAAUACAAUGAAUUAUUUUCGCUGUUUUUGGGA